Gryllus bimaculatus (two-spotted cricket) is the source of this 1548-nucleotide messenger RNA. The record is from the annotation of a GenBank genome assembly. Lineage: Eukaryota; Metazoa; Arthropoda; Insecta; Orthoptera; Gryllidae.
AUGGCUAAGAAAGGAAAGGGAAAGAAAGGCAAGAAGGGAAAGAAAGAACCAACAGAAGGGAUUACAGAAGUUGAGAGGGAACUUUUUACGAUUCAAAUUGCAGAUUUAACAGCAAAGGUUGAGAGAUUAAAAGCAAGGUGUCUUGAGCUUGAAGCAAGCAAUGUUGAAUUUGAAGAAAACAUUAAACACCUUGAUGAAGAUCGAGGUGAUGUUAUCACCUACCUCAGAACUCAAGCAGAUCAAAAGCAAGAUGAAAUAGAAGAAUUAGAAGAACGAGUGGAAGGUCUCAUAAGGGCACGAGAAAAUGAUGUAAGCAUGUACAAGGAAAUAAUCAGACAAAGUGAACAUGAUUUUAAGAUCAUGCAUGAACAACUUACUUCAGAAAUUAAACUUCUUACUGGAAAGCUUAACUCACUGGAAGACUUCCGUUUACAACGAGAUGAUUUGGUGAAGAAGUUUAAACUUCAAGAAGAACAAAUGGGUGUUCAGGAUGAAAAACAUAAACAAAUUAUCUAUGAAGUAGAGAAAAAGUUCAUUAUUGCUAAAGAUAAGCUGAAGAAGGAAAUGGAAGGAAAACUUCUCCAGUUAUCAAGCAAUUUCUCUGAUGCAACAGAAAUACGAAUUGCAGCUACCACUCAUCAUGCCAUACGGGAAAACAUUGCUAUAAAUAAUGAGUUAGACAGAAUAAUAGCUACCCAUAAUAAAUUAAUGGCUGAAAAUGAAAAAAUAAAAAAUUAUGACAAAGAGCUGAGGCAAAAAUUUGAGCUGGUUGAAGAAGAAAAGCGCAUACUUCUUAGGAAGAAUUCAGUUCUUCUAAAGUUACUGAAUCGUCUUGCUAGAGAACAUCAAGACAUGGAAGUAUUUCUAGGUGAAUUAGAACGUGAGGCUCAAGUUUCUGAAUUAUGUCAGUUGAAACUUGAAGAAGCAGAGCGAGCCCUGAAACAAGCUCAACUUGAAACUCGGUUUGAGACUCAGAAAGUGCAUGGUGCACUCUAUGAACAACAAGAACUUAAAAUGUUAGCAGAUGAAGCCAAGUUGCGAGGAGAUAAGCUUAAUGCAGUGGUAGAACAAUGUGUCAGUGCAAUUCAGGAAGUAAUAACUGUCACUGAAGGUCAAGAUGAAACUAGUAUGCUUCAAGCUCGAGAGACCUUGUUAUCUCGUCUUCUUACUUUGAUGGAUUCAUCAACACUUCAAUAUAUUACAGUACCUCCUCCAUCAGGAAGUGGUUCAGUAACAUCAGUAAAGCAAAAGUCAUCCUCUAUUUCAUUUAAAUCAAAAAGCGGUGACUCAAAAUCAUCCAGAGCAUCACAAAAGGAAUCAGAUGAAUCUCAAAAAACUGGUACUUCGCAAGAUCGACCAUCUGGAGAAAAUGUUCCAAACAGGACAUCCUUAAGAAUAAGAGAGUCAUCGAGACCUUCAGGUGAAUUGCAAAUGUCAGGUGGGCGUAAGUCAACAAGAAAGAGUGGCCUGGAAGAUGUCAUUAAGGAAGAAGGAGAGGCUAAGGUUGAAUUUGUGGAGCCAAAACAGACUGAAGAUGAAGAAGUUUAA